Molecule: messenger RNA, 4659 nt
Organism: Dictyostelium discoideum AX4
Lineage: Eukaryota; Evosea; Eumycetozoa; Dictyosteliales; Dictyosteliaceae
Exons: 2
Coding region: 1-4659 (1552 amino acids)
Source: RefSeq, a predicted model, not a curated record
AUGUCUAUUUUUAUAUCACAUGUUUUUCUAGAGAACAACACAUAUUUAAUACAACCUCAUACUACACACACAAAACACACACAUAAUAUUAACAAAAAAAAAAAAAAAAAAAAAAAAUUGGAGUUCCAAAUAACACCAAACCAACCCACCGAAUCACCAACGGAUACUAAAACACUACCACCACAACCAUCAACCCAAUCUUCAUCACCAAUUAUACAACCAAUUCAAUCAUUUCAAUACAAUCAAAAUCAGCAAACACAACAGACACAACAACAACAAUUGCAUAAUGAUAAUAGUUUACUAAAUUUAAUUUCAAAUUUUUUAAAUAGUGUCCCAUUACCAAUUUCAAAUGGAUUACCAUAUAAUCAAUAUCAUUUAUAUUUUAUUGAAAAGAUAGUUGAAAUGUGGAUUCAAAUUAAAAUUACAACUUCACCAGGAUGGUCUCCAUCUAUUAUUCAAUUUGAAAAAUCAAAUUUAUUGAAUGCUUGUAAAAAUGUAUUAUUCAAUUAUCCAGAUGUCAUUAACCGUUUCAUUUCUCAAAGAUACUCUAGUGAAAUUGAUUAUUUAAAUUCAAAACUUAAAGAAACUUUAAAUAUUAUUAAUAAUCAAAAUCAAAAUCAUAAUAAUAAUAAUAAUAAUAAUUUUGAUGAUAACCAACAAAAAAGUGAACCAUCAUCACCUUCAGUUUUACCAACUCCAAUUGAAUCAAGUACACAAUAUUAUAGACAUGAAUAUAAUAGAAUUCAAUCAAACUACAUUACUGUGUUUGAACAAUUUCAACAGUUUAGUUUCUAUUCACCAACUUCAAACUAUACUAUAUCCAGUACUUCCUCUUCAAGUAGAACAAUUUCACCACAACCAUUUUUAAAUAAUAGUUGUCUUAAUGACAAUAGCACCCUCAAUAGUGAAAAUGUUAAUAAUAAUAAUAAUAAUAAUAAUAAUAAUAAUUAUAAUAAUAACUACAAUAAUAAUAAUUAUAAUAGUAAUAGUAAUAAUAAUAAUAGUAAUUAUAAUAAUAGUUUUAUUAAUAAUAAUAAUAUUAAUAAUUAUAAAUUAGAAAAUAAUCAACCAAGAGCAAAAAGAGCAUAUGAUAAAAAGAAAAUCAAAGAGGAAAUUGAAAAUAGUUCAGAUGAAAAAAAGAAAAAAAAUUUUGAAAUUAAAGGAGAAAAUGAGAUUUUGGAGAAAAUUGAUAUUAAUACAUUGGAGAAGAAACCAUACCAAGAUAUCUAUAGAGUUGCAAAGAGUUUAGGUGUACCAAGAUGUAAAAAAGAGGAGUUAAUACAAAAGAUUAAAUAUUUAAUCUGUAAAAAUAAAUUAAUAAACAAUAACAUUAAUAAUAAUAAUAAUAAUAAUAAUAAUAAUAAUAAUAAUAAUAAUAAUAAUAAUAAUAAUAAUAAUAAUAAUAAUAAUAAAAAUGAUAAUAAAAAGGUUGACAACCAAUUGGUUAAUACUUCAAAGCAAUCACAACUUCAACCAAUACCACCACAACCACCACAACCACAACCACCACCACAACCACAAUUACAAUUACAAUUACAACAAAAACAAUAUAAAGAUCAAAUAAAAAGAAAUAAUAAUCAUCAACAAAUUUUAAUAAGACAAAGAAAUUCAAAUUUACAUAACCCAACAAAGAAUCUACCAAUUUCUAAUAUAUCGAAGAAUGAAAGUUUAUGGUGGUUAGUUUUUAAGAAUAGAGAAAUUAAUAGUAGGAUAUUCUCAUUUAUGCAAGUCGAAGCUCAUAACUAUCAUGAAUUGAAUAGAGUUGAAUGGAUGAUUGUAAAUAAUCAUAAACAAUUAUUAAUUGAUAAAGUUUUAAAGAAUCAAUAUUUAAUAUUCCCUCAAGCUUCAAAUUUUAAUGAUAUCUUUUCAAUGAUUUUUAAAUUUAUAAAUCAAGAUAAUAAUAAUAGUAAUAAUAAUAAUAAUAAUAAUAAUAAUAAUAAUAAUAAUAAUAAUAAUAAUAAUAAUAAUACUAAUAAUAAUAACAAUAAUAAUAAUAAUAGUAUUGAUUAUAAAGUAUUUUAUAAAAGUUUAUUUAAAAACUAUUCAAAUUAUAUUCAAAAUAUAAAUACAAAAGCAUUCUAUGCAUUACAAUUUAAAAAUUUAAUGGCAGUUCAAGUAUUAAUUGAAGAUUAUAAUUUCAUUCCAAAUAUUGAAAUGUUUAAUCAUUUUUUAAAACAAUCUUCAUUUAAAGUAAUUCAAUUCCUUUUGAAAGUUUUAUUACAAUUUCAACAACAGGAACAAGAACAACAACAACAACAACAACAACAACAACAACAACCAAAUAAUACAUCUAUUCAAUUACAAAAGAUAUUUGAUAAAAAUGAAAUUUGGAAACAUUUAUAUGAUCAACAUAUUAAUAGUUUACCAGUAUCAUCAUCAACAUCAUCUUCAUCAUUACCAUAUUCAUCAACAAAUUUAUUAUCAAAUUCAUUAAUUUCAUCAAUGGAAAUUCCAACUAUUAAAAAAAGAUAUAAAGUUAUAAAUUAUUUAAUUUCAACAUUAGAAUUAAAAUCACCAAUAUUAUCAAGACAACAAAUUAAUAAUUUAUUUAAAAUAUGUCCAAUUGAACAACAAUUUAAAUUAAAACAUUUAAUUCAAUCUUGUAAUACAAUUUUUAAUUUAAAACAUUCAAGUAAUGAAAAUUCAAAAUCAUUUUUAUCAUCAUCAACAUUAUCAUCAUCAUCAUCAUCAUCAACAUCAAUAUCAACAUCAAUUCCCAUAGGAAUUAAUAGUUUUGAAGAUUUACAAGAUAUAAUUUCUCAAUUUAAUCAAGAUCAAUUAACUAUAAGAUUGGAUGAAUUUGAAAAUGAAUUUGAAAAAUCAUUAAUUCAAAAGAUGUUAUUAUUUUUUUUCAAUUCUAAUAAUCAAGAGAAAUCAUUAAGAUAUAUUUUACAUUUUCAAUCUGAUCAUUAUAAUUCAUUAGAUUCAAUCAAACAAUUUGAAUCACCCUCAGAUAUUUUAGCAUUAGAGUAUGGUAAUUUUGAACUUUUAAAAAGGUAUUUCGAUUAUAAAAUUAAGAAUGAAAGUUUAAUGAUUGAAAAUUUAGUUCAUAAUAAUUGUUUUAUUAAUAAUAUAAUUGAUUAUGAUGGUAAUGCUAUCGAUAAUAUCAGUACAGAUAUUGGUCUUCCAACAACAACGACAACAAAAACAACAACAACGACAAUGAAAUAUAAAUUAUUUAAAUAUUGUAAAUCAAAAGAAAAACAAAUUAAAUUUUUACAAGAUUUAAUAAAUGAAAUUAGAGUUGGUAAUGUUAAUUUAAAAUCAAAGAGAAUUUCACAACAAUGUUUAUUUAGUUUGGUGAUUGGUUAUGAUUAUUUACCAUUCAUUCAAUUGGUUGCAAAUGAAUUGGGACAAAUGAUGAUUCCUUACAUCUAUGAUUUCAAUUACAAUAAUUAUAUUAGAUCACCAUUGGUAUUAUCUUAUAUUUACAGUAUUACAAUUGGUACAAUUCAUUCAACAAAUAUUUACAAUAUAAUAAUGUAUGGUAAUAUAGAAUUAUUAGAACAUUUGGAAUCUUUAAUACCAGAUAAUCAAUUCAUUGAAAUUUCACAUAAUAAAUAUAGUAGUAUAGCUCAAACUUUACCAUUAAAAUCAAAUGAAAGAUUCUCAAGAACUUAUAAAUAUAUUAUUGGUGGUAAUAUUAUUAUUGAUAAUUUUAGUAGUGGUGAUAGUAGUGGUGAUAUUAAUACCAGUGGUAGUAGUAAUAAUAAUAAUAAUAAUAAUAAUAAUAAUAAUAAUAAUAAUAAUAAUAAUAAUAAUAAUAAUAAUAAUAAUAAUAAUAAUAAUAAUAAUAAUAAUAAUAAUAAUAAUAAUAAUAAUAAUAAUAAUGAUAAUGAUAAUAAUGAUAAAUUUACAAAGAGACCAAAUAAAUAUUUAUAUGAUAGCUUUUUAUUUGAUAUGGUUUUAAAAUCAAUUAGAAUUAAUCCAACACAUUCUUUAAAAACUGAUCAACAAUUAAUUGAUAUAAAGUUCUUUAUUGAUAAUACAACUUAUGAUUAUAAUCCAUUCAAUCCUAAUGAUACAGUGAUCACUUUAAAUCAAAUCAAAUUAUUCAAUUGGAUAUUGACAAAUAGACGUUCAGAUCUUUUACAAGGUGGUAGAUGCAAAUUAUCAAAAAGUCAAUUAACUCAGUAUCUCUAUCUCUCUGGUAAUAUGAAUUUAAUUUGGAAUCAUUGUCAAUCACCAAUUAAUAAACAUUCAACUUUAGCAACUACCUUUUCCCCAAAUUCAACAUUAUUCUUUGACAAUUCGGAUUUACUACUUAGAUCAAUUGCUGUUAGAUCCGAUGUUUACACAUUGUCAAUGAUAUUCGAUUCAUUCUUUAAAGAGAAUUAUUAUCCAAGUAAAGAAGAGAAAUCUUCAAUUCUUUAUUUACUGUCGGUUGCUGCACAAGAAGGAUCGAUUCAAAUUUUUGAAUAUUUAUAUUUAAAUCAUCCAUUGGUCUUAUCAAAAAAGUCACAUAAGAAAUCUUUAGCCUCUAGUUGGUAUCUUCAAAGUGAAAUUAAAAAUCAAGUCAUCUUUAAAGCAUUAUCAAAAGAUCAUUUAGAAUUGGUCUUACUCUUAUUGGAGAAUUUUGAAAUUACCCCAAAACAAUUCCUAAAUAAUGUUAUUCCAAAUUCAAUUUGUUUUUCAUUUUUAAAAGAUAAUUAUAAAUAA